Megalops cyprinoides (Indo-Pacific tarpon) is the source of this 4955-nucleotide messenger RNA. RefSeq names its product IQ motif containing GTPase activating protein 3 (gene iqgap3). Gene Ontology annotation, cellular component: cytoplasm. Gene Ontology annotation, molecular function: actin filament binding; GTPase activator activity; calmodulin binding. Bases 1 to 4947 code for a protein of 1648 amino acids. Gene Ontology annotation, biological process: regulation of actin cytoskeleton organization; regulation of GTPase activity. The record is from RefSeq and is a predicted model, not a curated record. The transcript is spliced from 38 exons. Lineage: Eukaryota; Metazoa; Chordata; Actinopteri; Elopiformes; Megalopidae.
AUGGGAGACUCCGGAGGACAAACGCGUUCGGGCUACGAGCGUCUGACUGCAGAAGAGAUGGACGAACAACGCAUCCAAAACGUGGCUUACCAGUACCUGUGCCGCCUGGAGGAGGCUAAAAGAUGGAUGGAGGCAUGUCUCAAGGAGGACCUUCCUGCCCCAACGGAGCUGGAGGAGGCCCUGAGGAAUGGGGUGCUGCUGGCAAAGCUGGGCCACUGCUUUGCACCAAAAGUCGUCCCCCUCAAGAAGAUCUAUGACUUGGACCAGGAGAGAUACAAGGCAACUGGAUUGCAGUUUCGCCAUACUGAUAACAUAAAUCACUGGCGUAAUGCAAUGGUGGAGGUCGGGUUGCCAACGAUUUUCCAUCCAGAGACCACAGACAUCUAUGAUAAGAAGAACAUGCCACGUGCGGUGUACUGCAUCCAUGCUCUCAGCCUUUACCUGUUCAGAUUGGGGCUGGCUCCUCAGAUUCAUGACCUGUGUGGCAAGGUCAAGUUCACAGAGGAGGAGAUCAACAACAUGAAGAGAGAGCUGGAUAAGUACGGCAUUCAGAUGCCAGCCUUCAGCAAGAUCGGGGGCAUCUUGGCUAAUGAGCUGUCUGUGGAUGAGGCUGCAGUGCAUGCAGCAGUGAUAGCCAUCAAUGAGGCGGUGGAGCGGGGCUGUGUAGAGGACACUGCUCAGGCCCUGCGGAACCCCAACGCCAUGCUGGCUGACCUGUGGGACGACCUCAUGCCUGUCUACCAGGAGAUGCUGCACCAGGCCCGCACACAAAAGGCUGCCCGUGCUUACACCAAGGUAAAUGGUUCACAAGAGAAGGACAUCUAUGAGGAGUACCUCACCCAGAGUGAGAUCCAAGACAAUAUCAACAAGGUGAAUGUGCGUGCAGCAGCGGAGCGUGUGGACGAGGCUCUGGAGUGCGGGGACUCCCUGGCUCUGCUGUCCGCCCUGCAGACCCCCUGUCUAGCCCUGCGAGGCCUGCACAGAGACCACGCCCCCUGGUACCUGGAGCAGCUGGCUGCUGACCGAGAACAGAAGGCCCUGGACCUGGGCUGUGUCGAUGCUCUGGACCGUGAUGAGUUGCAGGAGGGGGUCUAUGUGGCAAACGAAGAAGCACAACGUUCCCACACAAUGGAGAAAGCUGUGCACAGCAUUAACGAGGCCCUGCGUCGAGGCGAUGCCAGGCAGACCGUGCGUGCCAUGAUGAACCCUGAUGCCCAGCUCCCAGACGUCUAUCCCUUUGCCUCUGAGUUGUACCAGCGGGAGCUGGCCCCCCUGCAGGAACAGAGCCCUCAGGGGGAGCUGCAACAGGAGGAGCUGUUUGUGGCAGUGGAGAUGCUGUCUGCAGUGGCUUUGAUCAAUCAGGCACUGGAGGCAAAGGAUGCUGGUGCCUUCUGUGCAACGCUGGUCAGCCCAGCAGCAGGGCUGGCUGACAUUGAUGACAGCUUGGUUCAGAGGUACUUUGAGGAGCUAUGCAUGCUGAAAAGGCAGGCAGGAAGAGCCUUGCUGACAUGGAAUGAGCUCCAGGGGGGACUCAAUGCUGUUAACACAACAGCGCAGGAAGAACAUGACCGUAUCCUCAGUAUUGGGUUGAUCAACCAGGCCCUGUGCUGCAGCGACCCGCAGCAGACCCUGGCCGCCUUGCUGCUGCCCUCCAGUGGCCUGGAGGAGGUAAAUCCACUGAAUGCCAGGCGCUACCAUGAUGUGUUGACCCGAGCCAAGAGGCGCAAAGCAGAGGAGAGCUGUGAUCCCUCAGCCGAGCUGUGGCUGGCUGACAUCCAGGAAGGAGUGAGGAGAGCUAACCAGGACACUCAGAGAGCUCUGAAGAUGUCCCUGGGCCUGGCGGCAGUGAACCAGGCAGUGAAGGAGGGCAAAGCGUCGCAGACGCUGCGAGUUCUGCGUCUGCCAGAGGUGGCACUGCGCAGUGUGGUAGCAGAGUGUGCUGGGGGAUACCAGGCUGAGCUAACUGCCCUGAUGAGGGCCAGAGCCAUGGGGGGUGACAACAGAAGCCCCUGGCUCAGACAUAAGAUGCAGGAUGGGAGUUCCUAUUAUUUCCACCUGCAGAAGCUGGAGGGCACCUGGGAGAGACCCCAGGGCUUUGUUCAGAACAGCCUGUUCCUGAUACACGAUGAGAUACAGGCAGUGCUGUCCAGCGUGACGGCGGCACACAGUCGCGAGGUGCAGUGGAAGGCCAGCGAGCCCAUGCUCCUGCAGCUGCAGGCCAGGAUGCGGGGCUACCUUGUGAGACAGAAACUGGGCGCCCGCCUGCACUUCCUGCACACUCAGCUUCCAGCCAUCGUAACCAUUCAGUCCCACUGGAGGAGGUACAGACAGCAGCAGGCGUACAGACAGAGGCUGCAGUACCUCUACCAGAACUGGAGAGCAGCAGUCAAGAUCCAGGCCUAUGUGAGGAUGUGGCUGGCCCGGCGGAGGCACCUGGCCCGGCUCAGACACUUCAGGAGGAAUGUGGGUGCUAUUGUUAAAAUUCAAGCCUUCUUCCGAGCGAAUAAGGCCCGCGAGGACUACAGAAUGCUAGUACACUCCCAUGCCCCCUCCCUCUCGGUGGUGCGGAAGUUCGCUCACUUGCUGGAGCAGGGUGACUGCGACAUCCGCCAGGAGGGGGAGCUGCUGCGCCUGCGGGAGGAGGUGGUGCGGACCAUCCGCUCCAACCGCCAGCUGGAGGCCGAUCUGGACCUGAUGGAUCUCAAGAUUGGCCUGCUGGUCCGUAACCGGGUCACCCUGCAGGAGGUUGUGUCCCACUACAAGAAAUUGACCAAGAAGAACAAAGAGCAGCUCUCCGACAUGAUGGCUCUGGACAAACACAAGGGCCUGAAGUCUCUCAGUAAAGACAAGAGGGAGAAGCUGGAGGCCUAUCAACACCUGUUCUACCUGCUACAGACGAAGCCCCUGUACCUGGCCCAGCUCAUCUUCCUGAUGCCCCAGAACAAGAGCACGCGCUUCAUGGAGACUGUGAUCUUCACCCUCUUCAACUACGGCUCAGACUGCAGGGAAGCCUACCUCCUGCUCCAGCUCUUCACUGCAGCCCUGCGACAUGAGAUCAAGCUGAAGGUGGACCAGCCCCAGGAGGUGGUCAUGGGGAAUCCCACCGUUAUUAAGAUGCUUAUCAGCUUCUACCGCCACGCUCGUGGUCAGAAUGCUCUCAAGGAAAUCCUGGGACCUGCCAUCCGAGAGGUGCUGCAGGACCGGGCCUUGAGUAUCCGCACCGACCCAGUGGAGAUCUACAAGAGCUGGAUCAACCAAACAGAGUCCCAAACUGGUCACAAGAGCUCCCUGCCCUAUGAGGUGAGUGCUGAGCAAGCUCUCAGCCACCCCGAGGUGCAGCGCCGUCUGGACAUUGCCAUCACCAACCUGAAAACCCUGACUGAUCGUGUGCUCAACGCCAUCACCACAAAUCUCCACAAACUGCCGUACGGGAUGCGCUACACAGCCAAGGUCCUGAGGGAGGCGCUGCAGGAGAAGUUCCCCCAGGCCAGCGAGAAUGAGCUGUACAAGAUCGUAGGGAACCUGCUGUACUACCGCUAUAUGAACCCGGCGAUCGUGGCUCCGGAUGGCUUCGACGUGGUGGAGUUCUCUGCGGGGUCGGCCCUGCUACCGGACCAGCGCCGCACCCUGGGCUCCAUCGCCCGCAUCCUGCAGCACAGCGCUGCCCACAAGCACUUCCAGGGCGACAGCGCCCACCUGCGCGCCCUCAACGACUACAUCACCCUCACUCACGCCAAGUUCAGCAAGUUCCUGCGUGCUGCUUGUGAUGUCCCAGAGCCAGAAGAACGUUUCAACAUCGAUGAGUACUCCGAAAUGGUCAUCCUCAACAAGCCUGUUAUCUACAUCUCUAUCAGUGAGCUCAUCAACACCCACAAGCUGCUGCUGGAGCACCAGGACUCCCUGUGUCCAGACCCCUCUGACCCUUUGUUGGAGUUGCUGAGGGACCUUGGGAAGGUGCCCUCCAUCCAGGCUAUCAUUGGGGAGGGAGUGGUAAGCCCUGGGGACCCCAAUGCAGAACAGAUCCUGGCACAGUACAGCAAAAUGGAGGUGUCCCUGACACUCACAAGCAAGUUCGACAUCUUUCGGAACUCUGACGACCGGCCAGACGCCAGGGGAAUCCUGCUCAGCACCAAGCAACUUAUCAUCGACGUGAUACGGACGCAACCUGGGGAAACACUGACUGAAGUGCUGAAAGCCUCCAUCUCUCAGGACCAGGAGGUCCAGCACUGCUGGAUGAUGCAGCGGCGCGCUGAGCGUGACGCCCGCACCCCGGAGAAGAUGAAGAGGAACCAGUCCCUCAUCGCCGACGGCAACCUGUCCCUGGAGGAGAAGAAGAGGAAGAUCCAGCGCAGCCUGAGGAGGCUGGAGGCCCUGGGAGUGCUGACCCCCCCGGACACAGAGACCCAGAUCCUGCAGCUCAUCGCCAAGGACAUUCGCCACCAGCGUCUGUACCGGCAGCGCCGGCAGGCGGAGCUGGUGAAGCUGAGGCAGACGCUGCACAGCCUGCACUGUAAGAGCUCUUUCUACAGCGAGCAGGUGGACUACUACAGCCAGUAUAUCACCACCUGCCUGGACAACCUCACUACCAAAAACAGUAAGGUGAAUGGGAAAAAGGCACCGGAGAGCAAGGGGAAGAAGAGCAAGCAACCAACCCUGACCUAUACCGCCGCCCGGCUACACGAGAAGGGUGUCCUCCUGGAGAUAGAGGACCUUCCCAUCACACAGUUCAAGAACGUGAUCUUUGACAUAGUGCCCAGUGAAGAAGGGGGCACUUUCCAGGUGAAGGCUCGAUUCAUGGGAGUGGACAUGGAGAAGUUCCCCCUCAAAUACCAGGACCUGCUACAGCUCCAGUAUGAGGGAGUUGCUGUGAUGAAGAUGUUUGACAAGGCCAAAGUCAACGUCAACUUGCUCAUCUUCCUCCUCAACAAAAAGUUCUUCAAAAAGUGAAACGGUGC